Messenger RNA from Agrilus planipennis (emerald ash borer), 4330 nucleotides. RefSeq names its product nesprin-1-like. Gene Ontology annotation, molecular function: actin filament binding. Gene Ontology annotation, cellular component: cytoplasm; nuclear outer membrane; meiotic nuclear membrane microtubule tethering complex. Gene Ontology annotation, biological process: nuclear migration. Lineage: Eukaryota; Metazoa; Arthropoda; Insecta; Coleoptera; Buprestidae. The transcript is spliced from 8 exons. The record is from RefSeq and is a predicted model, not a curated record. Bases 93 to 4307 code for a protein of 1404 amino acids.
GUAAUAUCAAUAUAAAAAAAAGUUAUCUUUGCGAAAGCAGUAUAAACUUGAACUGAAUAGAGACAUUAAUUAAAAAAUACACACUUGUUUAAAUGUGUAGCUGUACUCAGGACGAAAUUAAGGUUCGCGAAGAAACUCUUGCAUCGCAUUUAGAACGAUUGUCAGAACUACGUGGUUUGGUGUCGGAGAUCGCGUCCGCCGUGGGGUUGGACGCCCAGGCGCUCCUUGGGGGAGAAGUUGAGGCCCUCGGUCAAUGUUUGCAAGACGUCCGACAAUCGCUCACAUCCCUCGCGGAAAUUGCCGAGAAAAAUGUGACAUCGAAAAAUACCACCGAUGGUCAACUCCGACAGACAAAGGAUUACUUGGAUAGCGUACAAUCGUAUGUGAAUGAUAUUCGGGAAGAUACGAGUGUUGAGAGAGACGACGCGGGUGUCGAAGAAAAUUUGAGAUCGCUGAGAGAUCAUCUGGUAGGAUUAAGUAAAAAGGAAGGAGAUAUACAAAAAAUGAAAAACGAACAAUCGGAAGCGCCUUAUACAAAAACGGAUGUGUCAAUUUUAGAAAUUUUAAAACUUUGGCAACAGGUUUUCCGAGAAACAUUCCAAGAGUAUCAUCGAUUGAGCAGCAGGUUGAUCAAAAACGAAGACGGUGCUGCUGUUUUGAAACUAUGGCAGGAAUACAUCCUGUUCGUGCAACAGUUCCUGUCCGAAUCCAUACCGGGAGACUUCGAGAGUCUUUCAGAGCAUAAUCAGCUGUGUGAAAUCCACCACAACUUGCUAUUGAGCCAACAGGGCGUGCUGAGGUCUACAGAAGAACCGGGUGGAAAACUGGGAAGUGGUGUCGUCGAGGAAAGUAUCAUUGAAAAAUUCAAUUCACUAACCAAUCUCCACAACGAAACCCUCGCGAAAAUAGUACACCGACGCGAGCAAGUAAACGAACGUUUGAACAAAUGGGAAGAGUACAGGAACGGACAAAGCAAAUUACUUGCAUGGCUAAAAGAUAUCGAAAAAGACAGAGAACGUCUACAACUGCGUUACAUUCAUCUUCGGCGUGUUCCCGUGAUCCAAAAUAGAAUCCAAGCCCUACUUAAUAGAAUUCCUUUGGGCGAACAUCAAUCAGAACAACUUCAAAGACAGCUGGAUGUCAUAGUUUCUUUCUGCGAUGAAGCGCUAUCUACGUCGAUCAGAAUGGAACAUGCAGCCAUAACACAAAGGAUAUCGAACCUGCAAGCCGGCCUUCAAACGUGGAACAGCUUCCUCGACAAAAUCGCCCUUCUUGUCAACGAAUACGAAGAACGAGUCAAAAAAGUACAAAUAAUCUACUCCAACGUUCGGGAAAUAAUAGCGGAGUAUUCUCAUCAAAUAGACGACUCUAAAACGACGCACACAGGAAUCAGCAACAGUUUAGAGAAUCUGAGACAGGCCAGGAUUCGUCUAAACGAACUGACCAAAGACCUGGAACAGCUGGGUGUUAUCCAGGAACAACUGAAAGAGUGCGUUAGUCCGUUCGAUAUGAAAACAAUAAAUCAACGCAUGUGGUUGUUGUGGCACGAACAGGGCGACCUGGACCAUCAACUGGCUACCCUAUGCCACAAAUACGAAGACAAGUUGAGUCUCAGGACGACGUUCGAAAUGAGACAGGCGCGCUUCAUGACUUGGUCGGAAAAAUUACUCAAAAAAAUGGAAUCCGACACGAUGGAGAAAAACAUUCCCUUGCAAGAUCCUGACGAAGCUGUUCGACUAAUAGACACGGAGCUAAGAGGAGAAAUGGCACUCAAAGAACGGGAAUACAAUUGGUUGCUGGCCACUGGGGAACAGUUGCACAAGACUUGUGGCGAGGAAUACAGCGAUGUCGUGGCAAAACAGAACAUAAAGUCUAGGGUAGAGGAAGUGCGAGAACGGUGGCAACAACUGGAGAACGUCGGUCAAUCAAAACUCAAUAAGAUCAACGAUAUGACGCAAACCAUGUCCCAAUUGGAACUUAAAAUCGCAGAAAUAAAGGCGUGGUUGCACAAAAUGGAAUUGGAACUUUCGAAACCGAUAGCAUUCGAAAAUUGUACCAAAGAAUCUAUCGAUAAACUGAUGGAAAAGCACGAUCAAGUCAAAAAAUUAAUAGAAAAAGAGAGCGGCGAAGUCGGUGAGGUGUUAAACCUGUGCGAACUUCUUCUCAGUGACGUGAACGUUUGGAAAAUGUACUUCGACAUAGAACAAAUAGCAUCUUCCAUGCAGAGCAUAGAAAAACGAUGGAAGAACGUGUGCGGCACAUCGGCGGAACAGAAACGUAAAAUCACCUUUGUUGGAAAAUUACUUUGUGAACUGCGUCGACUCACCGAAGAACACAACGAGUGGCUAAAUGCCCAAGAAGAAGCCGUACUUAAACUGGACAGAUCUGUUGACAACUUUUCAACAAAAGAAGAAUUACAUAAAGCUAUAGCACAAAUCGAACAUCAAAUCAACGAGCUAGAAUCGCGUGGUCCAGUGUUCGAGGUUUUGGAACAGACCUAUUCCAAAAUAACGAAAACCAAUGGUUUAGAUUCGGACAGUACAAAACGGCACGUUCUAGAAGCGCGAAAAAUGAUUAUGAGAUGGCACUGUUUGUUACCUAAAGCCCGAAGCAUCCUCGACAAGUUCCAGAGCGAAAUGAGUUUAUUCAAGGACUUCACUGACGCUCAUGGAAACGCUGUAAUGGCACUCACCAGGAUCGAUGCCAAAAUAGUGGAACUGGAGCACCUUUCGUCGCCUGAACUUCAAGAAUUUCCGGCACAACAACUGGCGGAAUUGGAGAAAAUAGAGGACAUCUUGAACACCCAGAAUGAAACAUUGGAAAAUGCGGACCGGUUGGGUCUCCUGAUUAUGGAAAAGCACAGAAAGGAAACUGCGUCGAGCGUCCAAGAAAUGAUCGACGAAUAUCAAGUUUUAUGGAAAAAUAUUCAACAAAAAAUAAUCACCCUCAAGUCUGAUCUGCGCCAGAAGGUAGCAGAGAAGAGCAAACAAAUAGCUGACGAAUCUGUCCAAGUAGAAACGCUUAAAUUCGAACAAGAUAUUGCCGUACAAGUAAAUACUUUACCGCCAAAACUACAAAGAAUGACUUCUAUAACUGCCAAAGAUGCUUACGUUAUGGAGUUGUCUACCGCUCUCGAUGAACUGAAACACAACAUGAACGAUUUAGAAGACGCCAUCCAGAAAGAUAUACCACAAAAAGGAUCUCCCGAGUUACAUUCUGAUGGUAAACUUGUUGCAAAAUUGACAGCUGCAUGCCAGUCAUCAACAGAACUGGUUAAACAUCUCAGAGACGUCUUACUGAAGGACUGCGCUGCUUCUGAAGAAGAAUCUAACGCCGAAGAAAUCGACAGGUUGCUACUUAAAUUCGAAAAGCUUGCAAAGAUGGCAAAGAAAAAGGAACUGGCAAUUAAAGAACUGAGGCUAACUAUCUCCGAAGCUUAUGUCUUUGUUUGUGAACAUGAAUCUGGAAGAGUUUUGUGUCCAUUUUGUACCAACAGCAAUUGGAGCCAGUUGGACAACGAUCUGUGGAGAUUGGAACAGUGGUUGCAAGCAGCCGAAGGCAUUCAAUCGUCCCAAAAUUCUCCUCCAACGAACAUCGAACUGUUGGAAGACAUGAUUCAAGACCACAGAGAAUUUCUGCUGGAUCUUGAAGGCCAUAUGAGCAUAAUGAAGUCUUUGAACAUUGUCGGUAAUCAUUUGGCCGAACACACGGAAGAUACGGACAAAGCCGAUAAAUUAAGGGAAAGACUGGAGAAAAAUAACACAAGAUGGGACGUUAUUUGCGUGAAUGCGGCUGCUUGGCAAACUAUCUUACAAAAAGCGCUUUUAAACAAUCGUCAGUUUCAUUCUAUAGUCAGCGAAUUGACCGGUUGGAUUGAAGAUACAGAACGACAAAUCCGAUCGACGGAGCCGAUAGAUCUGACUGUCGAUUCGGACAUUUUGAAAUCGAAAUACAAUCAACUGAGAGAACUCAAGUCGGAACUGGAGAGGUGCGAACCGAGGGUGUUAAGUUUGCAAGAAGCAGCGAACGGCGUGUUUAACGAGGAAGAAGCUCCGGAAGAGUGCAACGUUAUCAUGGCCAGGCUUACGGACUUGAAAUUAAAACUGCAAUCGCUGAUAAGGGUAACGGGAAUUUACAUAUUGAGAUUAGGUGCCACUUUAGGUCUCGACCCCAACGAAAUUGACGUAACAGUAACGACUAGUACGUCCGCAGGACCGACACUCCACUCAUUAAGUUACGACCUUUUGGACCAAGCCAGUUCGACGCGAGGCCCAUCUCCUGCACCCGGCGAUUCGAAUGACACGUAAAUAUCUUUUUUUUUUUUAUUAUU